Messenger RNA from Scylla paramamosain (green mud crab), 5619 nucleotides. RefSeq lists its product as uncharacterized. Bases 207 to 1571 code for a protein of 454 amino acids. NCBI's taxonomy places the organism in Eukaryota, Metazoa, Arthropoda, Malacostraca, Decapoda, Portunidae. The record is from RefSeq and is a predicted model, not a curated record. The transcript is spliced from 7 exons.
AUAGACACAACCGUCAGCUUUACUAUCGUCCCAGAGAAAGGUUUCGCUCUUACAACACCACGGAUUACAUAGUUGAUCACGUUACACGCGUAUUGUGUACAAGCCUUUGUGUUUCACCUUACACCCUGUUGAAAUGAUCGUGUGAAAGUUGCCAGACUCCCCAUGCUGCACCCCAGAUCACGGUUGAGAAGUGAAUUCCAAGAAACAUGGCCAAAUUCUUACCUAUUAUUGGCGAAGCAUACACAACAGUUGAAAGUGGCAUUUUAAUCAUGUCUGCUGGCUUGGCCAAAGUUUGUGGGGAUGACAAAGCUGCCAGUCAACUUGCUGAUAGUGCAGGCAAAUCUUGGAAGGAAUACAGUGAAACAAAUGCUUUGGCAGCUCCGAUCAAUAUGAUCGUACAUAAAAGCAAGGGAGAUCAUGAAAAGGUAAAAGAGCUUGAAGAUUCUUAUCUCAGUGCAGCAUCAUCUUGCGCAGAUGGCAUUCCUGUAGUCGGACACGUUAAAGGAGUUGUUCACUAUGCGAUGGGCGACGUAGAUAAAGGGAAUAGGUCUAUGGAGAUCUCUACAAGAAAUGUGGCCGUUUUAGGUGCUGGAAUUGUUACAGGUGGACUUGGUGCUGGAGUGGCCGUAGGAGCUGCUGCUGGUAUUGGUGCUGGGGUUGCAUAUGACGCCACGGCGACUAUUGUUGAUAAUACAGUAAACGGGGAAGACGCAACACUCCACGGAUCUAUUGCUUUAGCUCGUGCAGACAAGAUGAACCCAAAUGAAUUUGUUGGUGGUAUCCUUGGUAUUGCUGGUGAUGGGCUGACAGGCGCAGGUGGAGCGCAAGUGGGAAAAAAUAUUCGAACCCGCAUAAAUGGACAAAGGGCUUUACAAAAUACUUACAAGAAUUCAGAAGGUCUCAGAGGGACAGGAACUAACUACAGAACUGCCACUAAACUUACUAUGGAGGCUGCUGAAGCGAGCAAAAAAGCACAAGGAGCACUGAAUAAACAAAUUUCUUAUGCAACCUGUGAAGCUGUAGACUCAGCUACUGGUCAGAAAGGUGUUGGUCAUAGUGGAUUAUAUAGAAAGGAAAUGAGGGUACAGAAUUUUGAAAAUUUGGGAUACCCAUCCAGGAAUGCUGCUGCAAGAGCCAAUGGUUAUGGUGAGCCAUCUCAUCUCCAAACCAGAUAUGAAAACGUUAGGCAAGUUCACCCAACAAGACCUCAAGCUGCAUGUGCUGAACACCCAGCAUUUGAUAAUUUAGUGAGGAAAAAUCCAAAUUACAACCCAGAGAACGUCAACGCAGCAACUGUCUAUAAGAAACAAGAUAUUAUUAACACCGCACGACGGUGUGAGAACUGUCUAGCCUACGGUACCGGGAUGGGAAGCGUGGUUACAGAUUGUAUUCCUGACAGAACUCCUGUUCCCACUUCUGGUUAUGUGAGGGAUGGAUUUGUGGCACAUGCGGUUGGUGCUGCCUUUGUCGGCUAUGCCGUAAAUAAUGACGAUGAGGAUGAAACAGACAAAAAAGAUGAUGAGGUCAGCCUUGAUGAAAUCAACCUGGAUUGGACCUUUUGGGAAAGCUGAGGAUUUGGUUCGACAAAUACAACAAAAGUGGACAAUGGAAGGAACAAUCAGAAAAAUUACUAUAAAAACUAGGCAAUGGAGAGGUAAAACCAUUAUACAAGGGUUUCAAGUCUGCGUUAGAGACGGGGAUGGUAGAGCUUUUGGAAUGAAUUAUAAUGAUCUCUACGAUACAGUAACAUUCACUAUCCCAGAUGAUAGACAAAUCAGCAAAAUAUGUAUUGAGUCUGAUGCUUACAUACACUCUCUUGGUUUCAUGCUUGAUAAUGGCGAUGUCUUAGGGCCUGUCGGAACUAGAAAUGAAGCCAAAGAGAAAACCGUACCUGAAGAUUGCAAUGAUCUCAAGAGUGUACUGUGCGGAAUAUCAGGUAUUACAGUUCGCAGUGAAAAAGUUCCUGUUAUUUCCAAUGUCAAGUUCAAUUUUCGUCAUUAACUAUUCUAAAAUUAAUACUGAUGAGUAACAAAUAAAUACAUUUUUUGACUGGUAUCUAUUGUGUUUCUUGUAUUUAACUGUAAAUUGUAUACUAAAGUUGCAAUGUUCAUACCAAUGCAACAUUCAUUGUUGCCGCAAUAUAUCCGAUUAUCGUGUUUCUGCAUCAUACAUAAAAUUUUUGUUUGUCUCUUGAUCUCACAAAACUGCAUUAUUUACUUAAUAUUCUCUUUUUGUGGGAACAAUAAUAUCUUAUUUUAUAAUCAAUAUUAAUGUGUUCACAUGUAAUGUUUUAUUUGUGUCAAUAAUUUAGUUGAUUAUGGUUAUGAUAUAUAAAAUGUGAGGAACUUUAGCCGGUAGCAGAGUUAUGAAGGUCAAGCCUUCCCUUCGACAACGUAAGCACGGCCUCAGACCAUGCCUUCAGUCUUACCACAAGUCGCUCGGGAAGGUAAAGUAAGAGGCACUACAACACACGUGGGUGUUGGUAACAGUGCUGUAUGAAUUGAAUCCGGAUCUGAGCACCAACUUGUGAAGGACGGCGUAAACACAGCCGCCCCUUGACCACCACGAGGCUCGCUCCCUGAUAGCUACAGUGAGAGGACCUGUCAGGCGUGCUCUUAUACCUAUUCAUAUCACAGCAAUCGGCGACUUUUGUGGUGUUGUCUCCCUCUCACAACAUCGCCGAGAUCCUUCGCCAUCCACCACAGGAAGGCAAAGGUUGUUUUGGAGGCUUUGGCCACCAAAAUAGUGACAUCCAGGGUGGCCGCCGGCAUGGACACCAUGAUUGAUGACCGCAUGGACACGGCCUUCGUCCCGACCUUCCCCAUCACCGCCAGCAAACGACAGCUUGCCUCACCACCAGAGGUAGGACACAAAACGCCACGCACCACCCAGAACGAACACCAGCACGCCGAAGAAGUGCAGGCCUCUUUCCUGCUGCGAGCUGCCGACGGAGCGAGGGUGUUUGCCAACCCCUCCCAUGUCUCCAAGGCACUCUAAGCCUCUGACCUGGGUAAGUACCUCCUUGAGGGGAAAACCUGCUCGCUGUGGAACGGUUCAGCGCUCGUUGUGACACUGUGGGAGCACAACACCCCCCCCAGUGUGCCACUCCUCCAAAAAACCCACUUUUGUCUGGCCGAGAAGGACGCUGACACUUACAAUGAUGUCAAGGUGGGGCCACUUGCAAAUGACACCAAUCUCCAGGACGUGUUGUGAGGCCUCAGACCCCUCGAUGGCAACGAGGUGAUCAAGUCAUCCUGGAUCGUCCCACACUGCCUUCUCAGGUAUGCUAAAGGCAAAUGUCCCGCCUCAAGGUGAGGGGCCAUACUCACCAAGGUAUGUGUCCUACAGCUGGUGUACUGGGCCAAACCGUACCUCCUGCCGCUAUCCCGCUGCCCUGGGUGCUAGAAGAUCAAGCAUUCGAUGAACACCUGCAGGUUGGCCACACGGUGCUCCUAAUAUAGUAGCCCACGUCCUUACUUCCAAAAGGAUGUUAUCUGCAACAGGAAACACCACAGCUUUCAAACGGGCCGCGUUUGAAAUACUGUCCCUUCAACCAGCAAGCCCAAAAGUUAUACACUACCCUUACGCAGGAGGGCAAAUCCCUCCAAAAAAAAAAAAAAAAAAAAAAUGCUAAGGAAACUGCAGUGGUUCAAGUCCCAGGCACCCCGCAGGAUACCACCACCACCGCCCACCGCUGCACGCAUGGCCCCUCCUUCCACUGUCACGCCAGUCCAUCCUGCCACCUCCUACUCUGCCAUCAGCAGCAGGAACAGGUCAUCGCCACUGGUGGAACUCCAGGAGUGCUCUGAGCUGCGAGAGAUGUCGUCGCAUGGCUUGGGACUCCAUUACAUGGAGGGAACCGCCGCCCCAUGGCUUCUCCUUUCCCUUCGCUGACACUGGUAGCUUGUCAAGAAUUAUCACCUCAUUUUUUUAAAACCAGCUUUCAAAGGUGGAGCCGGGAAAACUUGUGGGAGCAAACCCCAGCUCUGCUCCUGAGCGAUAUCUCUUAAUCCACCCCAAUAGAGAUGAAAAAAAAAAAAUAAAUAAAUAAAAUAAAAUUAAUAGAAAAUAAAAAAAAAAAACAUUAAGAACCAGUGGACUGACGGAAGGACUGUUUUACAGAAGAGGGAGGCCUAACACAGUGUGUCGAAGCAGUUUAAUUCUCAUAACCUUGAGCCUGUACGGUCCAAGCGACACCUCAAGAAAGCCUGGGACCCUUUGAAAGAAAAGGAUUAAACAUGAGCAAGCUCUCUAGAUGAGGGAGCAGAAGAGGAGUAGUGGUGGGAUCCCUCCAUCUGCUGUGUCCUUGACAGAGACAUUGACGACAUUGGGAAUCCUCAUAAUUUAGAUGCCAUGCCAGCUUGUGCCAAGUCGCAUCAUCAUGGUCGACUCAUCCGAUACACUAAGUUUCUCUUCGGGAUUGUGUGUGAGGUGGUCUCAAUAGAGCCCAUUCCUGAAGAGGUGGAAGAGGUAGAGGUGGAGGUUCCAACAGCAGGGCGGCCAAGUACCAGCCAACCAUCAGUCCCACAAAGGCCCAGCAAGCGUCAUAGACUUCAUGAUGACAUGUAUGUAGAUAAACGUAGUAAUUUUUUGAAGGAGAAGCAGAAGGUGGAAAAAGGAAUGAUGAAAAGAAAAGAACACUUAAGAUCAUCAAAGAAUAAUAGGUGGCUGCCACAAUAUAUCACAGACAACAGUCAGUGAAUGCCUUCAGUCUACUUCAAGAACAAUUGCCAGUAGGAGCAGGCAUCACAUCUUUCUUCCCUCUGGCAAUGAUUUGCAGCAAUGUGUUCAGGGCCAUUGGUUAUACCCACAUUGCUAUUUAUAAACCAUCAGUGGAUAAUUUUGAAGUGUUUUGUUGUCUGAAAGUUUUUUUUUUUUCUUUUCACCCUAUCACUGUGCAAGGUGUAUGUGGGGCUGAGUCGAUGUUUUAUAAUGUUUUUUGCUCAUUGGCCUGGGAGUGUCAUUGACAGUAGAUUUUUUUUUUUUUUUAAUAGUUAACUUUGGAAUACAAUCUUGAUCCUAGAUGCCAUGUACUUGGAGAUGCUGCUUAUGAACUGAAAUCAUUUGUAAUGACUCCAGUGUCAGCUCCAAGGGAUGCCCAUGGGAGAGCAUAUAACAAUAGCCAUUCUCACAUAAAAGUAACAGAAUGAGCAUUUGGUGUUCUUAAAAGAUUUGAUUAUUUUGGUAUGAAAUUUAGAACAGAUUUAGACACCACUAAAGCCAUCAUUGCUGCAUGUGUGAUGAUGCAUAAUAUAGGUGUUAAAAGUAGAUUGAUUUUGCCUCAUGAUGGGGAAUAUGUCAUUCAUAAUGAUGUUCCCUAUAGAAUGGAUAUACAAGUAUUUGAAAAUGAACAAGGGAGACAGAAACAGGAACAAAUAAUCAAGAAUAAUUUCUAAAUGUGCAUACAUUGUAGUUUGAAGUGUGCUUAGCUAGGAAAUAAUUUGUAAGAUAUAAGUGCCUUUAUGACUGGAAAGAAAUAGUAUUAAUACUUUGGAUUGUUUCAUUUCCUUUUAUUGAUUGUGACAUAUUGAUGUGCAUUAAAAAGUGCCUUGCUAGGAAAUAAUUUGUACGAGAUAAUUGCCUUUAUGAUUGGAAAAAAAAAAAACAGUAUUAAUUUUU